UGUUUCCAUCCAGAAAAACCUGUGGCCUUCGUCCCUCUCAGGACUUCCACAUAUCAAGGAUCGCAGCUUAGCAUUGAGUAACACUGUCCAAUGGCUCAGCCCCAAGGGAAACUGAUGAAUCCGAUCAGGAGGCCGAUCUCUGCAGCUUCAUCCUUUCAUCAGUCGGCGGCAACGCAUCUCCAGCAAGUGGUCACCUUGGCCCAGAGGAAUGGAGUUAACAGGAGGUGCCUUCUCACUCUGCUGAUAUCCACUGCAGCCAUACCAGACGGCAGUGAAUCAAGAAAGGCUCUACUGCAAGAGUAUCGGAAGAAAUCAAAGGAGAACAAAGAAAAGAAUGACAAGGAGAGGCUGGAUGAUUACUACAAGAGAAAUUACAGGGACUACUUCGGGCUCAUAGAAGGCCCCGCCAGAGAGAAGAAAGAGGACGAGCGCACGGAGUCGGAGAAAAGAAUCCUCGAGUGGCUUGACAAGAACAAGUAGUUCAUGAUCUGGAGAAAUGUGUGCCAAAAUUCUGUCAGGGUUUUUCGCUUGUUCCAGUUCUUGCUUUAGCUAUGGCGCUUUGUAAGAAGCACGUCUGGUUCGAAAGUUGUAUGUUUGUUCCCAAUUAAGGAUGCAUGCUUUCUUAAAAAUUAGCGUCUUUUUUCUUUUAUAGUUAUUGGGCUUGCUA
This is a messenger RNA of Phragmites australis (common reed), 667 nucleotides long. RefSeq lists its product as uncharacterized. The transcript is spliced from 3 exons. The record is from RefSeq and is a predicted model, not a curated record. The coding region runs from base 91 to 480 and encodes 129 amino acids. Gene Ontology annotation, cellular component: photosystem I. NCBI's taxonomy places the organism in Eukaryota, Viridiplantae, Streptophyta, Magnoliopsida, Poales, Poaceae. Gene Ontology annotation, biological process: photosynthesis.